This is a messenger RNA of Empidonax traillii (willow flycatcher), 882 nucleotides long. RefSeq names its product glioma pathogenesis-related protein 1-like. NCBI's taxonomy places the organism in Eukaryota, Metazoa, Chordata, Aves, Passeriformes, Tyrannidae. Gene Ontology annotation, cellular component: extracellular region. The coding region runs from base 1 to 882 and encodes 293 amino acids. The record is from RefSeq and is a predicted model, not a curated record. The transcript has 6 exons.
AUGAAAAUCGCAUUUUUAUUUGCAGCAUUGUUUUUACUGGAUUUCUUCGUUUGCUAUCAUGCUUAUCUACAAUAUCCCUUGCCUGACACAGAGGAUGCAAAGUUCAUUAAAGACUGUGUGAGAGCUCACAACACAUUUCGAUCCAAAGUGAAUCCAGCAGCCAGCAAUAUGUUUCGCAUGUCCUGGGAUGCUGCUUUAGCUAAGACUGCCAAAGCAUGGGCAAAGAAGUGCAAGUUUAAACACAAUACCAACCUUGAAAUACCAGGGAAGAUUCACCCCAUCUUCCCACUUGUUGGAGAAAACAUCUGGACUGGCACAGCCACCACCUUCUCUGUGGGUGCAGCUCUCAGUGACUGGUUUAAUGAAGGCAGCAGCUAUGAUUUCAGCACCAAUAGUUGUACUGGCAUAUGUGGUCACUACACUCAGGUCGUUUGGGCAGAGAGUUACAAAGUUGGCUGUGCAGUUCACUUCUGUAAUACAGUUGAACAUUUUUCACAAGUGUCCGAAGCAGCACACUUCAUUUGUAACUAUGGCCCAGCGGGGAAUUACCCAAGGAAACCAUAUAAAGCAGGACAACCAUGCAGUGGAUGCAGUAAUGAGAAGUGUGUAGACAAGCUCUGUGAAAAUACAGACCGGGAGAAGCUGAUAAAUUAUGCCAACUGGUAUCCAGACUGGGAUGCACAGCCCCAGUCCCAGCCACCGUGGCCCCACACCCCCGGUCCUCCUGUGCCAAAACACAUCCCACCUGCUGAGCAUCCUCCUUCCUCUUGUGACCAGUACUGUCUUAGUGUUUUAAUUUUAAGGCCACUGUUUCUGGUACUGAGUGCUAGUGCUGUUCUUUUGGUACAACAGCGAUUUCCACACACAUUUUUUUACGAGUAA